Phytomonas sp. EM1 is the source of this 1120-nucleotide messenger RNA. Lineage: Eukaryota; Euglenozoa; Kinetoplastea; Trypanosomatida; Trypanosomatidae. The record is from the annotation of a GenBank genome assembly.
AAUACUCAAGACAAUGUCGCUUUCAUCAUUUUGUAGUUUACCGGAUCGGCGUAAGAUGUACUAUUGGGCCGGAACUUUCAUCUGCAUUGUAGGGUUUCUGUUGUUUAUCCUCCUCAUUCAUGAAUACAUAUUUGGGGAUACGCGUUUCAUUCCAUCCUUUGUUGGGGGCUAUUGCGCGUUGUUUGCUACCUUUAUGUCCUUUUUCUUGAUAUUGGAACACUUGACAUGCUUUUCCGAUCCGGAGUGCCAACCAAAAGUGGUGCGUAUUCUCUUCAUGGUGCCGCUGUAUGCUUUGAUCAGUUGGGCAUCACUCCUGGCCCCAGGCGCGGCGAAGUAUCUCAACUUGAUUCGCGAUGCCUAUGAAAGCUAUGCCAUUUAUGCCUUCUUCCAACUUAUGAUUGCGCAAAUGGGCGGCAUCGAUACGCUCUACCGCGCGCUGAUGAUUGAGGAGCGUCCACCGAUUCCUCAGGUGUUCCCGUUUUGCAAUCUGGAACCCAUUAAGGUAACACCUACGUUUGUCCAGAAUUGCCGGCUUUGCCUCUUUCAGUUCAUGAUUAUAAAGCCAUUGGUCACGAUUAUCGUUGCCGUCCUCACGGCCAAAAAUAAAAUGGGUAAUCUCACUGACGUCACAAAGGGCUACUUCUGGACGAGCUUAGUCUACAACGUAUCGAUUUCGAUUGCUUUCAUGGCUCUUCUCUACUUCUACAAAGGCCUGAAGGAAUUCAUGGAGGGUAAAAAUAUUCUGAUGAAAUUUCUAUGUAUAAAAUCUGUCGUCUUUUUGAGCUUCUGGCAAGGUAUGCUUUUCGCGAUCUUAGCAGCAACUAACCUAUUGCCGACCUUCUCAUACUGGACUCGGGAGGAAACUCCCAUCGCCCUUCAGGACUUGCUGAUUUGUGUGGAAAUGAUGUUCGUUUCCUUCACACAUAGAUACUGCUUUGGUAGCGAUGAAUACAUGGUAAAUAGUCCUGUCAACUCCGGCAUUGAGGAAGAGCUGCUUUAUGACGGCAUGCAAUUUAGAGCAACCCCGGCCAUCCGUCAAUCCGUGAGGGAAAAUUUAAAAUACACACUAAAACAGAAGGACAUCUGGUCGGAUAUGAAAGACAUUGUGAGAAAUCGAUAA